GCUCGCCCGUCCACCCGUCCGUCGGCUGGCGCGCGCGCGCGCGCGUUAACGGAAUUCGCGAUUGAGCACGCAGGGACCACCGACUAAUGUUUAAAUGGACGCAUCGUCCAUUAUCACCCAAGUAUCGCGGGAUGACGAGCUAGGCGCGUUCAACAGCGAGAAAGCCCAGUUACCUCGAGAAAAUGAAGCAGCCAAUAAUAGUUCAUCGAGUGGCAAGAAGCCGAGGGGACGCGGGCUCUUGCGCACACUGCUCUGCUGCUUUGGAAGAGGUCGCGGUGGCAGCUCAAAGAGCUCCAAGGCGAGUUCUCUACAGGGUGAUGGCCGUGGCUCGCCACCACCUGGCACCGGAUCCCCAAGGUUCCUCCUACCGCCGGUCAGGCAUCAAGACAUGCACAAGAAGUGCAUGGUAAUUGAUUUGGACGAGACUCUGGUGCAUAGUUCUUUCAAACCAAUCAACAAUGCGGACUUUGUUGUUCCUGUAGAGAUUGAUGGAACAGUACAUCAAGUGUACGUCUUAAAGAGGCCUUAUGUGGAUGAGUUUUUGCAGAGAAUGGGUGAACUAUACGAAUGUGUAUUGUUCACUGCAAGCUUGGCUAAGUAUGCAGACCCAGUGGCAGAUCUAUUAGAUCGAUGGGGUGUAUUCAGAGCAAGAUUAUUCAGAGAAUCCUGUGUGUUCCAUAGAGGGAAUUAUGUUAAGGAUUUGAACAAAUUAGGUCGGGAUUUGCAGCAGAUCAUUAUUGUAGAUAAUAGUCCUGCCAGUUACAUUUUCCAUCCAGAUAACGCGGUUCCAGUGGCAUCCUGGUUCGAUGACAUGACGGAUUCCGAGCUACUGGAUCUAAUCCCAUUUUUUGAAAAACUCAGCAACGUAGAGAAUAUCUAUACUGUGCUGUGUAAUAGCAAUCAUCCUUAUAAUCAGAUACCCGCACAGGCGGUGCAGAGCAAUCAGAGCCCGCCGGGUUCAGGUUCGCUAGCUGCUUCCUAGCCCCACCUGAAUCCUGGCAACGCAGCCAGUCUUGUCGCUCAAUGCACCUUCCGGAGGAUCCUGAGGGGGCUGCUCCAUAUGACCCACUCGCUAUGUGGCGAAGGACCUCGAAGUACUCCCCCUCGUUGAUCUUUGGAAGAACUGCUCCGAUCAGUGGAGCCAAAUGUCUUAUACCUUAAAAGCGCGUCACUCUAAGUCGACAUACAGUCAUAGCUGCUGGUAUCCUUCUUCCUGAUGAGCAACGCAACGAAGACUGAGUCAGCUUCGAAGCGCGAGUGUUCUUCCAUUUUGCACCAAGCGUCAAAAAUGACGAACUGUAUCGACCCUGUCCGCGUGGGCAGACUGAAAAUAUGCCUGUACUCGAGAAAAGAACCUAGCGAAGGAUGGAACCAGGAAUCUCUGUCAAGCAGAAACUGUUUACAAGAAAGUUGAUCGAUUGCGAAAAAAAGAGAGCGAUGAUGGGGAUGACAAACGAUAGUGAUUAUAUAUUAAAAAGAUGUGAGGAUAUAGGAAAUAGAGAGAAACUAUGAAGAGAGGAAAAGAAAAGAGAUCGCUCCGAGUCGUUUGAUGGGCCAUGCUGUUGCCGUUUAGUUUUUCUAUUUGAGCUAAAACAUUGCGAGCUUUGUUCAUUUAGAAUCGAUUACAGAGAAGACAUCGAUGCUCUGACUACGUUUGUGAAUGCUUCUGAUCCAUCUUACAGGAUGCGUUGAAAAAAAGGAGGGUAACAGUAGCAGGUAGAAUUUGAAAUGUAUAUUUUACUUAUGUUAAAAAUUUAACAUGGGAAAAUUUUAUUUUAACUAUUAUUUUAGUUAUUUAAAAUAAUAUUGUAGAAAAAAUUUGAGAUGCUUUAGAGUUUAGUACCAAAGCGUCAUAGGUUUUAAAAUGCAUAGGUACAAAGAUUGAGAUAAAUGUCUCAAGGAUCAUAGAUGCUAAUAUAUAUAAAUAUCUAAAAAACCGAAAGAAUUUGAAAUUUUAAAUAUAAUAAAAAAUUUCUAAAAUUUUGAAGAGAUACUACAAAUAGAAGUCAUAGAAGUCUAGAAAUCUGUUCUUAAAAAAUUUUUGCUUCAUGAUCUUGUUCUAAUUGUACGAGAAGUUUUGAAACAUGCAAGUUUGAUCUCAAUAAAGUCCAAAAAA
This is a messenger RNA of Pogonomyrmex barbatus (red harvester ant), 2116 nucleotides long. It is a transcript of the gene hzg, whose product is annotated as CTD small phosphatase herzog. NCBI's taxonomy places the organism in Eukaryota, Metazoa, Arthropoda, Insecta, Hymenoptera, Formicidae. Gene Ontology annotation, molecular function: RNA polymerase II CTD heptapeptide repeat phosphatase activity. The record is from RefSeq and is a predicted model, not a curated record.